AUGGCCGACCCCGACCCAUCCGUGAGCAAUGGCACCUGCUACUUUAUGGCGAGAAAUUUUGUCUUAGGCGUAUUCAUCCCCUGCGGAAAUGUGGCAUUCGGUAAUAUUCACUGCUGCCAAAUUGGCGACCACUGCCUCGAGGAAGGCGCCUGCUACAACGAAGAAUAUGGCACAACCUACUUGGCCGGAUGCACCGACCAAUCUUACGAGGACGCAAGCUGCCCUGAUAAGAAGGCGUACCGCGAAUACCCCUGGGCAGGCUUGAUCUACUGCAAAUUCAACCGAUGGGUGGCCUGCGAAGAAGAAGGCGCGCCGUCUAAGAUCACAGAAGGCGACGAGUGCAACUGCCCCUCCGACGACGAGCCGAUCACCGUCGCCUUCUCGGCCCCAUCCAUCAUCCCCGGCAUCGGGGUCCUGCCGACCGAAAUAGGAGGCACAAUCGAGUGGUCCUCAGGCCACCUCCCAACCACCACCCAGUCCGAGUCACCCACCACCACCGACUCCGACUCUUCCACCACCAUAACCCCCCCACCGAGCCUCAUCCCAACCAGCCCGACCGAGUCCAACCAAAACAACAACAACAGCACCAGCAGCAGCCUCAGCACGGCCGCAAUCGCAGGCAUCGCCACGGGCGCCUCCAUCGGCGCCAUCCUCCUGCUCGGCGCACUAUCCGCUCUCUGGCUAGUCUUCCGGCGCCGCCGCAACAGCAGUGGCAAUGACAAGAACAAAAACCAAGAUAACAACACCAACAACGGCACACUCCCCGGCGCAGAGACGGGUGCCGUUCCGGGUCUGCCGCCGCACGCUGGCGCUGACAAGUCACCCCCCCUGGCCGAGAUGUCCUCGCCGGAGGUGCCGCAGUUGGCGUUCUCGGAACUAUCCAGCGGUGGUAGUGGUGGCGUCGGAUCGUGGGUGGCCAGGCCCGAGUUGCUGGGCGAUGUGUCGCCGCCCGUGAGCCCGCCGCUGAGUCCGCCGGGGAGUGGCCUGGGGAGUGGGUUUGCUACGCCUGUUGCGGGGGGCUGGGGGGUGCAGAGUGGUGGGUUUGGUGGACAUGGUGGUCAUGGUGGUCAGCAGGGGUAUUAUAUGGCUAUGUCGCAGGGUGAGCAUGAUCAACACGGCUAUUAUAUGCCGCCGCAGGGUGGUCAGGGUCAGCCGGCAUAUCAUCUGCCUCAGGGUGAGCAUGGUCAACAACCCUAUCACAUGACUCAGAAUGAGCAUGGUCAGCAACCCUAUCAUAUGGCUCAGGGCAAUCAUGGUCACCAACCCUCUUCUAUAGCGCAAGGUGAGGUGCAGGGCUGCAGGCCGCCGACAGCGGAGGGUUCUAUGACGGGCCAGGAGGGCGCGUCGGAGUUACCUGCGUGA
Molecule: messenger RNA, 1362 nt
Organism: Chaetomium globosum CBS 148.51
Lineage: Eukaryota; Fungi; Ascomycota; Sordariomycetes; Sordariales; Chaetomiaceae
Exons: 3
Coding region: 1-1362 (453 amino acids)
Source: RefSeq, a predicted model, not a curated record